Molecule: messenger RNA, 6038 nt
Organism: Pelobates cultripes (western spadefoot toad)
Lineage: Eukaryota; Metazoa; Chordata; Amphibia; Anura; Pelobatidae
Source: the annotation of a GenBank genome assembly
AUGGUGAGGAGAAUAGUCUUUGAGUCUGUUUUGAGUUUGGAUGAAAGAAAACUAGCAGAGGAAGCAAAACAGAGAACCCUGAACAUCCUUACCGAUGCUCUGAAGAAAAAAACCCAUCUCUUGGUGGAGAAACCAGAAGACCUGAGUGAAUUAAGUCGGCAUCUUCCACUCAUUCCAAUCAUUAGUGCUAAUCUCGUUCAACAGCUCAUCGAUGAACUCCAGAAAGUGUCAUUCCUGAAGAAUAACAGUCCAAGAAACUACAGAACUGUAGCUUACGUCUAUAGUAACUUAGGUGACAGAGUAAUUUAUUUGUGUCCAUUGUUUUGGAAACAAUCAGAAUUCUUUGGCAUCAAUUCUCGCCCUGGAACUUUAGUACGCAAAGUUGCUUAUUUUCUGGGGUACGAUGAUUCUGUUCCUAAAUCUUUGACAGAUGAAACUGGGAACAUAACCCUAAACAAUGAAACAGUCAAGCUCACUACAUAUGACAUUGAGCUUGCAUUUGGAUUGUUCAUGUCACAUCGCGGAACCUACACAGACGGUGCGUAUUCAUGCUGCGGAGAGAAGUCCAGGGACUCGGUCUGUGAACAUUCUUUGAUGAGCUACGUGAUCAGGUAUUUCAGACAAAAUGUCAUUAUCACUUUGUAUCAUAAGGGUUCACCAACUUAUCCGAUCGCAAAUUGUAGACCAAGCAUGUCAAACUUGCGGCCCACAAUAAAUCUUUAAAAGUUUGACAUGCUUACUAAGGCAGAGUAGGCACUUGCUCUCCUUACAUUGUAGGUGCCUAUUCUGCUAAAAUUUACCCGCCCCGGGAGGAGAGGUCGCUAGCGGCAGCGAGGGAGCUCAGUCUUCCUGCUCCUCACUGCUCCCUCGCGCGCCCCUCUGUGGUGAUGCCGAGUGCCGUCAUUCCGGCCCGGCAUCACUAAACUGCGCAUGUUAGGAAGUAGUGAGGAGCAGGUAGGAGACCUCCUGAGAGAAGAUCUCCACCGGACCCCAUGGAGAGGCCCCAUACAAGCUCCCAUAGGUAGGGAACAAUAAAUAAAAUUAUGUGAGUGUGUGCAAGAAUAUGUAUAUGCGUGUGUUUGUGUGUGUGUGUGUCUGUCAGUGAGUGUGUCUGUGUGCCUGUCAGUGUGUGUGUGUGUCUGUCAGAGAGUGUGUGUGUGUCUGUCAGAGAGUGUGUGUGUCUGUCAGAGAGUGUGUGUCUGUGUGUCUGUCAGUGUGUCUUUCGGUGUGAGUGUCUGUCAAUCAGUGAGUGAGUGUGCAUUUUUGUGUGUCUGUCAGAGUGUGUGUGUGUGUCUGUCAGUGUGUAUCUGUCAGUGUGUGUGUCUGUCAGUGAGUGUGUCAGUGAGUGAUAGUCUGUCAAAGUGAUUGUGUGCGUCUGUCAGUGAGUGUGUGUUGGUCAGUUUUGCGAUGGUCACGGCUGGACAGUGGAGGACCUGGAGGUGCACGGAGGCACAUAAUGCCACGUCACAUUCCGACGUGACGUCAAUGUGCUCCACCUUCACAGGGUUUCAAGGAGUAGCGGGAGGAUCCUCUUUGGCACAGGGUGUGGACAGGGUCAUUGGGAGUAUACCAAAGGCUGAUCUCUGAAUGUGUAAUGUGUGUGUCUGCCAGUGUGUGUGUCUGUCAGUGAGUGUGUCUGUCAUUGUGUGUGUACCUGUCAGUAUGUGUAGGGGCGUACCUAGAGCAUGUGGCACCCGGGGCGGGUCCGGGGUUUGGCACCCCCCUGCCCCUCCCCCCUCCAUGAAACAAAACAAAAAACAACUUCUACAUUUUUAGAAAAGUGUUCUUUUUUUAAAUUUUAUUUUUUUUAAUUUUACAUCUUUUUUUAAAUUUUUUUUAAAUGUAUUGGACAAGUUUGUAAACUUUUUAAAACCCCUACCCCCUUCUACAAAAUCCCUGCACCCCCUCACACACAGUUACACAGUUACAGGCACACAGUUACAAGCAGACAGUCACACGCACACAGUCACAUGCAGACAGUCACACAUAUAGUCACAGGAAAUCAUACAUACAGUUACAGGUAGAGAGUUACACACACACAGUCAGUUACAAGCAGUAACACACAGUCAUGCACACUGUUACAGGCAGACAGUCACAUAUACAGUCACACACACAGUCACAGGCAGACAGUCAUAUACAUAGUUACAGCCACACACACAGUUACAGGCAGCUAGUCACACGCACACAGUUGCAGACAGUUACACACACAGUAUGUUACAGACAGUCACGCACACAGUUACAUGCAGACAGUCAAACACACACACAGUCACAGACAGCAUCACACAGUCACAGGCAGACUGUCACACAUAGUCACAGGCAGUCACACACACACAGUCACAGGCAUGCAGUCACACACACACACAAUUACAGGAAGACAGUUACACAAACACGCAGUUACAGGCAGACUGUUACACACACACACGCAGUUACAGGCAGACCGUUACACACACACACAGUUACAGGCAGACAGUUAUGCACACACACACAGUUACCGGCAGACCAUUACAGACACACACACACACACACACACACACACAGUUACAGGUAGACAGUUACGCACACACACACACACACAGUUACAGGGUCAGGCAGACAGUUACACACACACACACACAGUUACAGGCAGACAGUUACACACACUCUCUUACUUACAGACCGUGUGGGCUGGAGGAGUGAUUUCAUUGAAGUCCUUCCCUUGGAGCCUGUUAGGUGGAGGAGCAGGGAUUUCUUCUUGCUGCACCUCCAUGUGCAGCAGUUACAGCAGCGCCCCCCCUCUCGGAUAGGCUCUGCCCCUAAAUGGCUGUAGCUCCACCCCCUUCUUCCUUCCGUGCGGCCAGUUCAGCUUUCUGGUCUCUCCAUGUGAGUUGUGCGACACCCCAGCUGCCAUGGGGUGCAGCUCACAUGUCCCCCAUUAGCCUUCAGACCACCCCCCUACCAGGUCGCCCCCCCCCCUUAGUCCGCCACUGAAUAUGUGUGUGUGUCUGUCAGAGAGUGUAUGUGUCUGUCAGAGUGUCUGUCAGUGAGUGAGUGUGUGUGUGUGUGUGUUUGUCAGUCAGCGAGUGUGUGUCUGUCAGUCAGUGAGUGUGUGUCUGUCAAAGUGAGUGUGUGUGUCUGUCAGUGAGUGUGUCUGUUAGUGAGUGAGUGUGUGUCUGACAGAGUGUGUGUCUGUCAGUGAGUGUGUGUUGGUCAGUGUUGCGAUGGCUGCAGCUGGACAGUGGAGGACCUGGAGUUGCACGGAGGCACAUAACGCCACGUCACAUUCCGACGUGAUGUCAACGUGCUCCAUCUUCACAGGGUUUCAAGGAGUAACAUGAGGAUCCGCUUUGGCACAGGGUGUGGAAAGUGCCAUUUGGGGUAUACCAGAGGCUGGACUCCGGAGUCGCAUACUGGCAGUGGCAAUAUGAGUGGAGUUUGCUUGUUGGCUAAUAUUGUUUUGUUUGUAAACAAGGGCCAGGGUUUAGUAGAGGGGAGUGCUGGGAUUUAGUAGAGAGAGGUGCUGGUAUUUAGUAGAGGGGGGGCACCUGGAUUUAGUAUAGAGAGUGGGACUGGGUUUUAGUAGAGGGGGGUGCUGUUUUUUAUUGUACUGUACUUUUCAAAACAAACCUACAUUCCCAUGAAAAUGUAAGGUGUUUUUUUUUGGGGGUUUCGCAUUUACAUACAUAAACUUAGCACAUAUUUGUGGCCCAUGCUAGCCUUUGAGUGUGACAUGCUUGCUGUAGACAUUCUGAAACCAAAUACUUACAGGGUUAUUCACUAAAUUUCAUAUUUAAGGCCAAAACUGAAAGCAAAGCUAACUUGGAGACAUUUUUUUCAGUUGGCUAUUUUCCCCAAAAAUUUUAAAUUCACUGUAAAUUCUCGAUAUCUAUCAGUUUAGUGAAUCCUCUGUUAUUUAAAUUCAAAAUGUCCAGUGCCAAGCAGAUUAUAUCCACUAAAGUGUAAAUUGCCAGGAAUUCAAAGCAUAAUUAAAAUGUGCAAAAGUCAAGUCCUUGACUUUUGUCUAAUCACAGUUCUAGCCUUCUCAUGUCCCUUUUAAUAUUACAAAGGUUCUCUGCUUUAGCAACAAUCAAAGGUGACGGGCAAUCUAUGGUUAGUGUCCUUUAUCAAGGAUCUUAUUUAAAAAAUCUUAUUUAACAAAAAAAAGUUUCCUUUUCCAUCCUCCUUUAAUCUUUUUGUUCUAUAUUUGAAUGGCCAAGGAGAAUAUCAGAUGAAUCUGUUUUGAGUGAAGAUGAGCAGAAACAGGCAGAAGAAGCAAAACAAAGAACUCUGUUCAUCCUUACUGAUGCUCUGAAGAAAAAAGACCAUCUCUUGGUGGAGAAACCAGAAGACCUGAGUGAAUUAAGUCGGCAUCUUCCACUCAUUCCAAUCAUUAGUGCUAAUCUCGUUCAACAGCUCAUCGAUGAACUCCAGAAAGUGUCAUUUAAGAAGAAUAUAAGUCCAAGAAAUGACAGAACCGUAGCUUACGUCUACAGUAACUUGAGCGACAGAGUCAUUUAUUUGUGUCCAUUGUUUUGGAAACAAUCAGAAUCCUUAGACUUCAACUCUCGCCUUGGAACUUUAAUACACGAGGUUGCUCAUUUUCUGGGGUAUCAUGAUUCUGUUCCUAAAUCCUUGACAGAUAAAACAGGGAACAUAACCCUAAACAAUGAAACAGUCAAGCUCACUACAUAUGACAUUGAGCUUGCAUUUGGAUUGUUCAUGUCACAUCGCGGAACCUACACAGACGGUGCGUAUUCAUGCUGCGGAGAGAAGUCCAGGGACUCGGUCUGUGAACAUUCUUUGGUGAGCUACGUGAUAAGGUAUUUCAGACUAAAUGUCAUUAUCUCUUUAUAUCAUAAGGGUUCACCAAUGUAUCCAAUAACAAAUUGUAGACAUUCUGAAUCCAAAUACUUACAGGGUUAUUCACUGAAUUUCAUAUUUAAGGCCCAAACUAAAAGCAAAUCUGACUUGUAGACAUUUUUUUCAGUUUGGCUAUUUUCAUUCUACAUUAAAAAUUUACUGUGAAUUCUCGAUAUCAUUUUAGGGAAUCCUCUGUUAUUUUAGAUUCAAAAUGUCCAGUGCCAAGCAGAUUCUAUCCACUAAAGGGUAAAUUGCCAGGAAUUCAAAGUAAAAUUUAAAUUUGCAAAAAUCAAGUCCUUGACUUUUGUCUAAUCUCAUUUCUAGCCUUCGCAUGUCCCUUUUAAUAUUACAAACUUUCUCUGCUUUGGCACUUAUCAGAAGUGAUGGGCUGUUGUUGUGGCAAUCUAUGGUCAGUGUCCUUUAUCAGAGAUCUUAAUUAACAAAAAAACAUUUUCUUUUCCAUCCUCCUUUCAUCUUUUUGUUCGAUAUCUGAACGGCCAUGGAGAAUAUCAGAUGAAUCUGUUUUGAGUGAGGAUGAGGAGAAACAGGCAGAGGAAGCAAAACGGAGAACCCUUAAUAUCCUGACUGAUGCUCUAAAGAAAAAAGACCAUCUCUUGGUAGAGAAACCAGAAGAGCUGAGUGAAUUAAGUCGGCAUCUUCCACUCAUUAGUCCAAAUCUCGUUCAACAGCUCAUUGAUGAACUCCAGAAAGUGUCAUUCAAGAAGAAUAAAAGUUCAAGAAAUGACAGAACCGUAGCUUACGUCUAUAGUAGCUUAAGCGACAGAGUCAUUUAUUUGUGUCCAUUGUUUUGGAAACAAUCAGAAUCCUUAGACAUCAAGUCUCGCCCUGGAACUUUAAUACACGAAGUUGCUCAUUUUCUGGGGUAUGAUGAUUCUGUUCCUAAAUCCUUGACAGAUAAAACAGGGAACAUAACCCUAAACAAUGAAACAGUCAAGCUCAAUACAUAUGACAUUGAGCUUGCAUUUGGAUUGUUCAUGUCACAUUGCGGAACCUACACAGACGGUGCGUAUUCAUGCUGCGGAGAGAAGUCCAGGGACUCGGUCUGUGAACAUUCUUUGAUGAGCUCCAUGAUCAGGUAUUUCAGACUGUCAUUAUCUCUUUAUAUCGUAAGACUUCGCCAACUUAUCCCAAAGCAAAUUGUAGACAUUCUGAAUCCAAAUACUUACAGGGUUAUUCACUGA